UUCAGCCUUUUUUAUGAAGUUUUCGUUUCCUCUGAGUUUAUUUUAAACGUUAUGUCAGCUAUUAUAUGCUGCUAAUUAUCUGGGAGCGUUUUUUAAAGAAACUACAUUAUCAUAUGUGUGUGUUUUUUAAAAGUGUGUACGUGUUUUUGUUUUUUUUAAACAUGCUUGUUAAUUACAGCAGCAGCAGCUCAGAAGAUGAAAAUGAAGCUGUGUCUCCUUCUAGAAAGAUCCAGAAACUGAACGUUAACGCGAAGGAUGUGAGUCCAGCUGGUGGAGAAAUGCGAGGAAACGUGACCAGGUUUGGGUGGUGUCUGCAGUGAAGGCUGAAGGUUCAUGUCAGGACUCUGUGGAUCGGCUUCCUCUUCCUCCCUCCGUGAUGGAGAUGUUCAGAGACUCAGAAGAGCAGCACAUAGAUGAUCACCGUCAACAUGGAGGACGGAUCAGGUCUUUCCAACACGAGAGAGGAAACUGGGCUACGUAUGUCUAUCUGCCAUACGAGCCCGAAGACGCAUUUCUGGAGCUGCUGAACGAGCUACGGGUUUGCGCCGCAGCUCAUGGCGUCACCUUGACUCCAGCCGAAGAGUUUCACGUCAGCCUUUCUCGGACAGUGGUCCUGCGGCACCACUGGAUCCAGCCGUUUGUUCAGUCUCUCCGUUCUGAGCUGGCGACGUGUCUGGGAUUUGUGUGUCUAGCAGAUAAACUGAAGGUAUACACCAAUCCAGAAAAAACAAGGACUUUUUUCGGGAUGGAAAUCUCCACGGGUCACAUGCAGCUUCUUGAGGUUGUGAAAAGAGUUGACAAGCUCAUGGAGGAGUUCAACCUCAGCACUUACUAUGAGGAUCCAUCGUUUCACUUGAGUCUGGCCUGGUGUGUUGGGGACGUCGCUGAAAAACUGCAGCCCGAGUGUUUAUCGGAGUUGCAGAGUCUCGUGGACGGCCAUGAAGAUGGACCUUUCCAAAUAAAGCUAAACUGCAAGGAGCUUCACUGCAAAACAGGGAAUAAAUUCUAUCGCUUUCCACUUCAGUGACAAACAGCAGGAUGGAUUGGACAGUGAAUAUAUGCUGAUAGUUUCAGGCAGAUUAGAAAAUCCAGACUCGCCAUCCUGAAGGUGGAUAAAUGUAGUAUUGCACUGUGUGAAAGAUUUAAUAACAUUUUUUUACCUACAAGGAUAAGAAAAUCAAAUCAGAGAAGCUAGAAUUUCCAUUACAAAUCUUCGAGCCUGCACAAUAAACUGAAUUAAAAUAUUUUUAUAUGGUUUAACAUAGGAAAUGGUUUUAACACCCUUUUAUUAUUAGUUUUUUAUUACUGUAAUAUUUUUAUUAAGGAACUGAAACACAGAAUUUAGGAUUUAUUUAACAUUAUAAAGCGAACUGCUUCUUUAUGUACUUUUAUAAUAAACAGUCAAAAGUUUGGAUUUGUUUUCUACAUUUUAGAACAACACUGGAGAUUUCAAAAUUAUGAAAUGACACAAAUGACAUUAGGUAAUUAGGUAACGACUACAGUCACUUGUUUUAUCUAAGACAUGAAGGACAGCUGUUCUGGAACAGUUCUUGCAAGAACGUUGUUGUCAAACCCAUCAAGCACCAUGAUGAUGAAACUGGUUCUCAUUAAGACCUUCCCAGGAAAGCAAGACCAAAACUUUCCUCUGCUGGUUCAUUUAGAGUUACCAGCCUCAGAAAUCACCAAUUAAUAAUUAACAGCGCCUCAGAUUAGAGCCAUUAUGAAGGAUUUACAAAGAAUAAGUAGCAGAUACAUCUCAAUAUUAACUGUUUAAAGGUGAUUA
Messenger RNA from Clarias gariepinus (North African catfish), 1783 nucleotides. It is a transcript of the gene usb1, whose product is annotated as U6 snRNA biogenesis 1. Lineage: Eukaryota; Metazoa; Chordata; Actinopteri; Siluriformes; Clariidae. The coding region runs from base 377 to 1027 and encodes 216 amino acids. The transcript is spliced from 7 exons. Gene Ontology annotation, molecular function: 3'-5'-RNA exonuclease activity. Gene Ontology annotation, cellular component: nucleus. Gene Ontology annotation, biological process: U6 snRNA 3'-end processing. The record is from RefSeq and is a predicted model, not a curated record.